ACACAUAGGUACAUUCCCCCGUGUAGGGACGGGUCAAGAAUAUCCUUAUGGUACCCUCUGCCUGUCGUAAAAGGCGACUAAAAGAGGACCAGGCAAGCGCGGAGGCCUAGAUAGCAGCCCUAUCACCGUGAUAUAUCUGGCAUGGCUGGUAACCAAGUCAGACGAAAAUCAACCUUACUCAAAACUCACAAACAACAGAAAACGGAUGGAACUAUGGAAUCCCAGGCGGAGGUGAACCCCUGGUUAAAAUAAAAACACACGCUAACGAAAGGAAAUACUUACAAAUUCGGAAAUUGGAGAAAUCAUGUCAAAAGGAUGGAGGAAACAAGAUCACCAAAACAGGUCCUUCAAUAUACACACGGGGAAGAGAAGCAGAUGAGGGAGACCAAGGAGGAAACUCACGGAUACCUCAGGCUCAUACUCAACAGGUUCCACACCGCAGCAGACAGGCCAACAGGCCUACUGCUUAUAAGGAAACGACGACGACGACAUAGGUACAUUACAUACAUGUAAAUUUUUUCUCACCCAAAAGUUUAGACGGCGGACGUGGGCAUAUUAUUAAUCUACCUUUAAUACUUCACUGCGCCUAAAGAAGUCGUACAUUACAUAGGUAUACUUAUGAGGAUUAGCACUCGAACUACUCGUGUUUUAUCGCUAGGUAUAUUAUCUUUGAUAAAUGGAAAAAUUAAUUAUUGUCUCAAUGAAACUCUAGACGAUAGGUAAAUUAUGUGUACAAUUCAAAUUUUGAAUUCUAUAUUGAAGUAUCCAUAUACGAACAUACAUACUUACAUAUGUGCAAGUUUUCAACAAGCUUUAAUUUAUUUGAUGGAUAAUCCAAUCAGUCGAUAUUAUCGCAAAAACAUUUAUUCAAUUACUUCAUUGUGAAAAUGAACUUACGACAUUCUCACACAAAAUUCACGACGUAUCACGUGCAUUUAAACAAAUAAAUUUUGAAAACCGAGUGAUGAAAGAUCUCGUAUCAAAUUUCAAUCAACUCAAUUUCAUCAAGUAGGUAAACGUAACUACAAAUGUAUGUAUGUAUGUAUGUAUGUACAAUUUGCAAAAUAACACGUUACUUACGCCGGGUUUUCCUGUUACUGUUACUAGACUUUAAACCGCAUUAUUGAGAUUACAUUCUGCUACUGACUACCUACCAUACAAUAUUUUUUCAAGUUGAAGAAAUUGAAGUUAUAGGUGCAUCCUAUCCUAUGAACCUAGAGAAAUAGAAAUCAUCAAAAAAAAGAAUAGCAACUAAAACAACUAAUCCCUAAAAAAAAAAAGAACCAACUCGAUUCCACGUUUCUCAGAUUGCUCACUACAGUUUAUUUGAGGGCACAUACAAAAAGAGACAGCUUGACCAAAAAAUCAACAAAAAAAUUCACCAAAUUUUCGUAGAUAAAAGUUUUAUGGAAAUCGAAUGGAACUUCUAACUGACCCCAAUUUCCAAGAUUUCAGUUUUAAGCGAAGCAUGGCAAAAGUUGGAUCACUUAAAAAAGGUCAUAAAAUAGUACCUACAAAAAAAUAUAUCUAAGUACAUUGUUGUUGUGCAAAAUUACCUAUUUGACUUGAAACGAUUUAUUCCUCAAAAUUUUAUAAUCAGAAAAGGGGGGAAAAUAAAAAAAUAUAGGUAUAUAUAUACAAAAAAAAAUGGAAAAACGACAUAAAAUCAUUUUCAAACAAUUUUUUCGAAAACAAUAUUAAAUGUCUAUAAGCACGUAAAGGGGAAAAUUACCUCGAGCGUUAAACAGCGAAUAUUGUGGAAAUGUUUUCAAAAUGAAGUCAUUGUUUAAUCCCAGCAAACUAAUAAUUGUCGCGUCUGACACUCUCCAUCAAUGGCAAAAUACCUAAGUGGGUAUUAAUCCUGACUAGUCAUACAAAACAGGCUAGCUUUGCCAGUUACUGGCUAUAGAUAUGUACGUGUGAUAGAAAAACGGAUCAGACAAGUAGUAUUCAUUACAUUUUCAUGUGAUUUGCACAAAUAACAGAUCUCUUACGUAUUUGCUACACAUACUUCGGUAGUUUACCAUGAGUUAAUUGACGGAAAAUUAUGAAUUAGAUAUCUACCUAUACCAAGAACGGUUACCAUACACCUAUUACCUAACAACACUAAUCCUAUCCAAGUGCUUGAGCGUAGGAGCUCGAGUGCCUGACACUUGUUAAUUACGCGUAUGUAAAUUUUUUAUCUCGAGUUUUAUAUUUUUUGGAGAACCGAGACCUUAAAAACAAUUAAAAGCACCCGAAAGUAAGCACUUAUAAUUAUUUCACAUUAUAUAUAACGUCGAAUGGAUCGUCAUAAUUCUUCAUAGUUUUAAUUCUUGUGACGGGUGAAUCGACACAAGGAAAAAUGUUGGACGCGAAUUUGAAAUUAGCGAUUUUACUGCUGACGAGUUUCACCAUCGGCGAUUCUCUAGCUGGAAUAGAUACCGACUGGUGGAGACACACGACUCUAUACGAAAUUUACAUUUCUUCUUUCAAAGAUAGCAACGGAGAUGGCCUCGGAGAUAUUAAAGGGAUCACGAAAAAACUUGAUCAUUUUGUUGAUUUGAAUAUCGAAACUCUUUACAUUUCGCCAUUCUUUCGGUCACCAAUGAACGAUUUAGGAUACGAUAUCUCCGAUUAUACCGAUAUCGAUCCCAUUUUCGGAAACAUGGAAGAUUUCAAUGAAUUAAUGCGCGGAGUAAAAAGUCGAGGUUUAAAACUUAUAGCCGAUUUGGUUAUUAAUCACAGCAGUGACGAACAUCCUUGGUUUCAAAAAUCUAUCGAUAGAAUAGAUCCCUACACUGAUUAUUAUCUAUGGGUUGAUCCAAAAGGAUUCGACGUGGAAGGAAAUCCCAUUGUACCAAACAACUGGAUAAGCAUAUUUGGAGGCACCGCGUGGCAAUGGAACGAAAAAAGAAGACAAUUUUAUUUGCACCAGUUCGCUGUAAAACAACCAGAUUUCAACUUACGUAGCGCCGAAUUGAAAAAAGAAUUAAAAAAAAUCUUGAAAUUCUGGUUGGACAAAGGUGUAGCCGGUUUCAGGUUAGACGCCACCAAACACUUUGUUGAGGAUGAAUUGUUGAGAGACGAACCACUCGCAGAUCCUAAUAAUCGCGUCGUUAAAGUAUACGCGGAUUUAGAUCAUAAGUAUACAACUGACUUGUGGGAAAGUUACGAAUUCAUACACGAACUUAGAGAUUAUAUCGAUCAGUAUAGCAGGCAAAAAAGUGAAGAAUAUGAAAAAAUUUUUGUAGCCGAAGCGUACACCAAUCCCAAUAUGACGAUGGCUUACUACGGUACGGAAGAUUAUGGCAUAACUCAUUUUCCUUUCAAUUUUGGUUUUGUUGGUUUGAAUAGUUUUCUGGAUGCAUCUUCCUUUAACAAAAAAAUAUUGUACUGGUUGAAAUCGAUGCCCAAAGGAGCAACUCCAAACUGGGUGGCCGAAAAUCACGACAAUUUUAGAGUCGGUAGCAGACUAUGCGAAGAGUACAUGGACAUAGUUACCAUAACGAUAAUGAUGUUGCCAGGAGUGGCGUGUAUAUACUAUGGUCAAGAAAUCGGUAUGACGAAUAAUUUCGUUCGAAUUGAUCAAAGGAAAGAUCCAAAUAACGAUGGAACUGGCGUUACAAGAGAUGGUGAAAGACUUCCGAUGCAAUGGGACGAUACAAUGAAUUCUGGAUUCACGUCGAGGUACAAAUCCUGGCUACCAGUGCAUCCCAAUUACUGGAAAACCAACGUCGAAACGCAAAAGGCUGAAAAAAUGAGCAAAUACAACAUAUUCAAAGCGCUUUCCAAGAUCAGAAGAAGAAAAACAAUGAAAUGGGGAGAUUUUAAAUCCUACAUCGUGUCCGAAUGGGUCUAUGCAUUCGUUAGAUCGCUAAAUUCUUACGAAACGUAUGUGACCGUUUUGAACUUGGGAAGCGAAAUCGAACUAAUCGAUUUGCACGAUGUGAUCUCCGAAUUGCCAGAAAAUUUAGAAGUUGCCGUAGCCAGUGUUAAUGCCGGGUAUCAAAGCGGAGAUCAAAUUCGAAGCGUACCAAAGUUUCCAAAAAUUUUCACAAUGAGGCCGUUAUCAGCCAUCGUUCUAUCAACCAAAACUCAAGCAAGGCCUGCGAAUUCGAAUUUCGGGACAGAAUUACUUGAUCCUAGAAAAAGCGUAGCUGAAAUUUAAUACUCGAUAUGAUUUUAUUUCCAUCUGUAUAUUCAGUCUCUCUUUCUUCUUUGCCCAAUAGUACCUACCUGUUAUUUAAAAACUGCGCAUCUAUUUUAGCCGCGUAAACAAUUUUCUAUGAUACCAUUUUUUAAAACAAUAGGUUUAAUUAGAAAGAGAAGAGAGGGAGACUGCAGACACACGGAAAACAAGUAGGUACUUAUCACAUAGGUACCUACUUAUGAAUUGCAUUAGUUCCUAAAAUAUGUAGUAGGUAUUAAGUGUACAAAUAUAUCUAUGCACCAAGUACAUAUCUCGGAACAGAAUUACGAGUAUUACUUGAUCUCACGUCAGAAGUAGAAUAGGAAUCUAAUAGCCAUUUAGGUAAAUCGAUUCAUUCCAAUCGGCAUGCAGUCUCUCUCUCUUUUUUACCUAAUUGAUCCUGUUGUUUAAAAAAUGAUAUCAUAGAAAAUUGUUUACGCGGCUAAAAUAAAUGCAUCCAUCUACUUUAGUCGUGUAAACGAUUUUCUGUGAUAUCAUUUUUUAAAACAAAAGCUCUAAUUAGGCAGAGAAGAGAGGGAGACUGCAGACAAGCGGAAAACAAGUACCUACCAAAUACUUAUGAAUUGCAUCAGUAUUGAUAUGAUAUAUGUAUUAUGUAAAUUAACAUCUACAUCAUAUUAUGUACCUACGUAUAUUUUGUAUUUCACAAAUUCACGCGAUUAAUGUAUGCGCAACAUGAAGUGUUUUGUCUGCUCAGUGCUCAUGCUCGCAUAUUCGAAAUCGACAUCACAAGUGAAGUGACCCUCUUCUAAACAAAUACAUCGAUUUCGAAACCAUUA
Planococcus citri (citrus mealybug) is the source of this 4971-nucleotide messenger RNA. RefSeq names its product maltase 2-like. Lineage: Eukaryota; Metazoa; Arthropoda; Insecta; Hemiptera; Pseudococcidae. The transcript has 10 exons. Gene Ontology annotation, biological process: carbohydrate metabolic process. Bases 2345 to 4150 code for a protein of 601 amino acids. Gene Ontology annotation, molecular function: alpha-amylase activity; cation binding. The record is from RefSeq and is a predicted model, not a curated record.